Messenger RNA from Laetiporus sulphureus 93-53, 982 nucleotides. RefSeq lists its product as uncharacterized. The record is from RefSeq and is a predicted model, not a curated record. Bases 231 to 818 code for a protein of 195 amino acids. NCBI's taxonomy places the organism in Eukaryota, Fungi, Basidiomycota, Agaricomycetes, Polyporales, Laetiporaceae. The transcript is spliced from 2 exons.
CUUUGCAAAUGCACGACAAGCUCUAGGAACUGCAGAAUGGUGCCCUCGGAGCCUUGGUAUACUUCCUCAAAUCUUCGCUGCCUGGUUGCGGAUCUGCGCGUCCUUGCCGUCUGCAUGUAUAAAGAGUGUCAGUCAAAGGGACGUCCGUCUAUGGAUAAUUUGCUCCGGGGCGCUGACCGCGCUGAUAUCUUCUGCAUACAGCUUCUCUCGGGCUUCAUAUUCGAGUUAAUAUGAGGGCUUCUCCUCGAUUCUUCAUGAUCAGCGUCCUCGAUGUAUAUGUGGCACCUUGGUGGCACCAUGCACCCAACACGCAUACAGAUACAAACAUCGCUCCCUGCCUCCUGCUUUACAACAUCGCUGAGCCAUCUACUGAGACAUCCAUACACCACCAGUCGCCUCAGUCCUCAACUAUGCCUGAUACCGAGCUAUCCUACGUUAUCCUGUUCGAAGACGGUGUCGCCAGUGAAUUAAACGUCGGCGCACUUGAAUUUGACCGGAACGUUGACCGCUCAUGGAGUUUCACGAAAGUUCGUGACAAGAUCUACGAGAAGGAGCAUGUGUGGGACCGUCGCAAGAUUUCCCCCUCUGAAAUUUCCAUCUACACUCCUGGCCAACUGACGCUGAAAGAUAUUACAAAUGAUGCCAUGUCCCUUCAUGUCAAGACGGCUAUCGAGGGUUUGAAGCCCGUUUACGCCCUUGAUAAAGUCAGCAACAUUCCUAAACAACUGAUCCCGGAUGAUACGUUGGUUCGUCUUGUGCUCGUGGCACGUCGUCCUCAGCUCGUGGGACAUCCUCCAAGUGAGCCACCAUUCAGAUGACCUCACGUCGUCAGGCUUGACCAUCGCAUCUUCGGUGGUGUCUGCUGCUACUCUCCCUGGAAUAUCGUUCUCAAACAUCCUGCUAUGAUCAUGCAGGUGCCAAUCGCAGCGAGCUCGGUCAACAAAUCCACAAUGCCGAGCAAUAUCGUGAAACCUUCAUUAAA